Molecule: messenger RNA, 204 nt
Organism: Enterobius vermicularis (human pinworm)
Lineage: Eukaryota; Metazoa; Nematoda; Chromadorea; Rhabditida; Oxyuridae
Source: the annotation of a GenBank genome assembly
AUGGGACAGAGUAAGGAGGGCGAGGGGAAGGGGAGGGGGAUCCGAGGAAACGGGGAGAACGGAAAUGGGGCGGAGGAGGCAACAGCGGCAUUUUGGAUAAUUUUCGAGUGCCUUUCUCGACUAUCGCCAUCAUCGUUGCUGACAGUGGCGAAGUUUAUUGGAGGACAGGGGAGGAUUGUUGAUGAACUGAAAAACCUCAACUGA